Molecule: messenger RNA, 3508 nt
Organism: Hyaloscypha bicolor E
Lineage: Eukaryota; Fungi; Ascomycota; Leotiomycetes; Helotiales; Hyaloscyphaceae
Product: DNA replication factor C, large subunit
Exons: 5
Coding region: 128-3349 (1073 amino acids)
Biological process (GO): DNA repair; DNA replication
Cellular component (GO): nucleus; DNA replication factor C complex
Molecular function (GO): ATP binding; ATP hydrolysis activity; DNA clamp loader activity
Source: RefSeq, a predicted model, not a curated record
AUCAUCAAUGUGGUCUGCGAAACUUUCAACGCAUUUCCUCCCACCACAAUGAUAAUUUCCUAAUCUUUUGAGGAAAUAUUGUGCUACCAUCAAAGCCGCCCUUUACGAAGAUUCUCGGACACUCAAAAUGCCUGCAGACAUCCGGAGCUUCUUUGGGGGUAAAACCAAUACCCCCAUUCGCGAGAAGGAAAGCAAGAAGGAAGAAGAUUCCAAGAAAAAGCGCAGCAAAAGCCGCAAGAUCAUUGAUGACAGUGAUGACGAUGAGCCUGCUCCGCCAUCUAAGAGAGCGACUCCGAAGAGAGCCCCUCCUAAGAAUGCUGUCAAGAAAGAAUCCCCCAAAGGCGAAGAAACAAGCACUGCAGAUUACUUUGCAAUGAGCAGCAAAGCCAAGCCCAAGCCUGCUAAGUCAACACCGACAAAGCCAAAAGCAGUUGAACCUAUCGAGUCCAACGGCCGAUCAUCUGCCCGCAAAAAGACUACAGCUUCAUACAGCCAGCCAAAGGACGAUGACGAUUUUGCUUUCCUAGAUGAUGACGAGGAUGCAGGAGAUGACAUCUUCGCGGCUGAUGUGAAGAAGAAUGGGAAGCACAAAGAUGACGCCUACGUGGAAGUCGAUAGUGAUGAUGAACCCUUACCGAAGCCCAAGAAGACAAGUACCAAAUCCAAGUCGGUCACAAAUAAGAAGAAUGAGGAUGUUGACAUGAAGGAGGUUGGAGAUGAUGACUUUGUAGUACCAGAUGAUAGCGAUGACAUGAUGGACAUUGACAAACCAGUCACCAAGUCUGGGAGCAAGAAGCGGAAGUCCGUGGAUCUGGAAUCUGACGAGGAUAAGGACGACAUCACUCCAGCUGCCAAGUCUUCAAAGAGCAAAUCAGCAAAACAACCUCCUGCCAAGAAACCUCGAGCUCCGAAGAAGAACGAGCCGGAAAGUUCUGCGGUACGGGCAAUUCUUGAUAACAUCCCCACAGUCCGUCCACCUACGCCUCCACCGCAAGAUCCGGAUCACAAGUUCGACUGGAGAAAGGCUGGAGCGGGCGGUGGAAACGCAGGACCACCCCCUGCGGCUGGGUCGAAGGAGAUACCUGUCGGCGAAGAGAACUGCCUUGUCGGUCUUACGUUUGUGUUCACUGGUUUGCUUGAGACACUUUCUAGAGAAGAGGGACAAGAACUUGUAAAACGCUAUGGCGGUAAGGUUACGGGGAGUCCCAGCAGCAAGACUAGUUUUGUAGUCCUCGGGACAGAUGCUGGUCCAAGCAAGCUUCGAAAAAUUUCGGACCUGAAGAUUAAGACCAUUAAUGAGGAUGGCCUCCUUGCACUCAUUCGAACGAUGCCGGCCAACGGUGGAGAUGGCAAGGCUGCAGAGAAGAACUUGGAGAAGAAGAAGGCAGAAUUGGAAAAGAUCAAGAAAGAGGCCGAGGAAAUGGAGAGAGAAGAGAAGAGCAAAGCCUUAGAAGCCAAGAAGGCUGAAAAGGAACGGCGAAGACUCGCCGCCGAGAAAGGCAUUGCUCCCCCUCCCCCUACCAUUCGACAACCUGACCCGUCCUCACAAUUGUGGACAAGUAAAUACGCCCCGACGUCGAUGAAUCAAAUCUGCGGCAAUAAAGGUCAAGUGGAAAAGAUUCAGAACUGGCUGAAAGGUUGGGCUAAGGCACACAAGUAUGGAUUUGCAAUGAAAGGUCCUGAAGGCCUUGGCGGAUAUCGAGCCAUUAUCGUUCAUGGUCCACCCGGCAUUGGAAAGACAACUGCAGCUCAUUUGGCCGCCAAACUCGCCGGUUACGAUGUCUUGGAGAGCAAUGCCAGUGACACUCGAAGCAAGAAAAUGGUUGAAUCUGGCCUCAACGAAGUCCUGAACAACAACUCCUUAUUGGGAUACUUUGCUGGGGAUGGGAAGAAAGUCGACGAGCACAAGAAGAAAAUUGUACUCAUCAUGGAUGAGGUAGACGGCAUGUCUGCAGGAGAUCGAGGUGGAGUUGGCGCCUUGGCUAAAGUGUGCAAGAAGACUGAUAUCCCUUUGAUCUUGAUCUGCAAUGACCGAAAGUUACCAAAGAUGAAGCCUUUCGAUCACGUAACUUUGGAUGUUCCUUUCCGACGUCCAACUGUUGAGCAAGUCCGAUCUCGAAUUGCUACCAUUUGCCACAGAGAAGGCCUCAAGCUUCCGCCCAAUGUCAUCGAUGCUCUUAUUGAAGGUAGCAAUAAAGACAUUCGGCAAAUCAUCAACAUGAUCUCUACAGCCAAGCUCGAUCAAACAGCUAUGGACUUUGAUAAAGGCAAAUCAAUGACCAAAGCCUGGGAGAAACACGUGGUUCUGAAGCCUUGGGAUCUUUGCCAAAAGCUUCUUGGUGGUGGAAUGUUCGCGCCGGCGAGCAAGGCUACUCUCAACGACAAGAUCGAGUUAUAUUUCAAUGAUCAUGAAUUCAGCUACCUGAUGGUUCAAGAAAAUUUUCUGAAGACCAAACCAUCCCUGAUCGGGCAAUUGAACGGAAAGGAAGCAAAUCUUAAAGCUCUGCAGCUUGCAGACCAGGCUGCGGAGAGCAUCAGUGAUGGAGACCUAGUUGACAGGAUGAUCCACGGCUCACAGCAACAAUGGAGUCUUAUGCCAACACAUGCGGUGUUCAGUACUGUCAGACCAGCCAGUUACGUGGCAGGCCUCGUGCAAAGCCAGAUCGCGUUCACGAGCUGGCUUGGCAACAACAGCAAGAUGAACAAGUUGCUUCGAUACGUGAAGGAGAUACAAUCACACAUGCGUCUUCGAUCGUCUGGGGACCGGCACGAAAUCCGUCAGCAAUAUCUGCCCGUCCUUUGGACGCGGAUGAUCAAACGUCUGGAGAUGGAGGGUAAGGAUAGUGUUGAUGAGGUCAUUGACUUGAUGGAUAGCUAUUUCUUGACUAAAGAUGAUUUCGACUACAUGAUGGAACUUGGUCUAGGACCUCAAGAUCAAGAAAAUGUUCGCUUGGAGACUCAGACCAAGUCUGCUUUCACCCGACUCUACAACGCCCGAACCCAUCCUCUGCCAUUCAUGAAAGCAAGCAAUGUUGUGGCACCAGCAAAGAUGACCAAGGAAGUCCCGGAUCUCGAAGAAGCAAUGGAGGAGGAAGAUGAUGAAAUCGCAGUUGAACCAAAGGAGGAAGAUGAUGACGAGACCGACCUGAAGAAAGACAAAUACAUCAAGCAGCCGAAGGUCAAGAAGCAGGCUGCGGAAAGGAAGGCGGCACCGAGGAAGGCCUCCAAGACGAAGGCCAAGAAUGAUGAUGAGGACGAUGAGGAUGAUGGAUCGGAGGAUGUCAAACCAAAGAAGGCUGCUAAGCCUAGAGGAAGACCAGCUGGUGCGAAGGGUAAGGGAAAGAAGUAAAUCGUGGAUUCAGAUCGGUUGUACGAGUAAAUACAGCAUUGUUUAUGAAGCAUAUGGGGAUCAAACUUGCUCUUGGAUGAAUUUGGUUGCUGGGGUAGUAGAGACGUUGAUACACGAUAGCCAUUGAAUGAAACUACAUUUGGACUUAAGGUCUGUGAG